AGAAGUGUGAACUCUACUCACUUUACACCAAAGUCAAAGAGCUGAUUAUUCUUUCUACGUGUUUGCGUGUUUUCACUUUUCAUCAUCAAUUCCUCGGUCUCUUUGCCUAUGAAUGAAAAUUUUUGCUACUCAGGUUAGCAUCGAGUAAGGAUCCUCUACCUUUAUGGAGGAAAAGGUAGAGUGAUUUUAGGCAAAAUAUAAAGUUAGAGGUUAACAUGACAUUGUUGACCUACCUUCUUAGAAUAACCUGCAAUAGUAUUAAUUUGUCUCUCAUAAUUUGAUUCACCAUUUCCGAGUAGUGAAAACCGUUCUUCCGAUUGCUGUGCAGUGAAUUUCUUAAGCUCAGGAAUUCAUAGAAAAUGGAUUCAAACUCUAAAUUUACAGACACGUCGCUCUCACGGAGGUCUUUGCUCCUGCAACCAUUUCGAACAGUAUUGGGUUGUUUUUCGCAGUCAAAUUUGGGCCAGCAAGGUUCAGCUUCUUCCAGUCCUUCCAUCGAUUCCAAUUGUGUCCAUACCUAUAGAUAUGAUGUGUUUAUUAGUUUCAGAGGCGCCGACACCCGCAACACUUUUGUUGAUCAUCUUUAUGCUCAUCUAACAAGAAAGGGUAUUUUUGCCUUCAUGGAUGAUAAAAGGCUUGAGAAAGGAGAAUCCCUUUCGCCGCAACUUCUUCAAGCUAUUCAAAAUUCUAGGGUUUCUAUUGUUGUCUUCUCUGAAAGAUAUGCAGAGUCUACGUGGUGUUUGGAAGAGAUGGCUACUAUUGCUGAAUGUCGUAAAGAAUUCAAUCAAAAAGUAUUUCCUGUUUUUUAUGAUGUCGAUCCAUCUCAUGUACGAAAACAAAUUGGGGUGUACCAGAAUGACUUUGUUUUACACAAGAAGAAAUUCAAGCCCGAUCCAAACAAGGUUGGGAGAUGGGUGAAUGCUAUGAAGGUUAUAGCUAACUUAGUCGGUUGGGAUGUCAGGAACAAGCCAGAGUCUAUAGAGAUUGAAACAAUUGUUCAAGCAGUAAUAAAAUCUUUGAAUCAUAAAUUCUCAGGCUUUACAAGCGAUCUUGUUGGGAUGCAACCUCGCAUAAAAGAAUUAGAAAAGCUUCUAAAAUUGGAAUCAAAGAAUGAUGGCUUCCGAGUUCUAGGAAUUUGGGGGAUGAGUGGAGUAGGAAAGACAACUCAUGCUACUCUUUUGUACGAUAGAAUCUCUUAUCAGUUUGAUGCUCGUUGUUUUAUUAAUAACACAAGCAAACUUUAUAUGGAUGGUGGUAUUGUUGCUGUACAAAGACAAAUUCUUCGACAAGCUCUAGACGAAGGAAAUCUUGACUCAUAUGAUACUUGUGAAAUUUCCGGGAUUAUGAUUAAUAGGCUUCACAGUUGCACUAAGGUCCUUCUAGUUCUUGACAAUGUUGAUCAAUUAGAGCAGUUGCAGGAAUUAGGUAUAAAUCCUAGAUUACUUGUGAGUGGCAGUAGAAUAAUCAUAACCACAAGGGAUGAGCAUAUUCUAAGAGUAUAUGGAGCAGAUAAAAUUCACAAAGUUUCACUGUUGAAUAGUAACGAUGCUUCUGAACUUUUUCUCAGAAAAGCCUUCAAAGGUGAACACCAUAGCAGCAGUUGUGUUGAGUUGAUUCCAGAGGUACUAAAAUAUGCUCAAAAUCUUCCAUUAGCAAUUAAAGUAGUGGGCUCUUUCUUGUGUACCCGAGAUGCUACUCAAUGGACAGAUGCUUUGGAUAGAUUGAAGAACAAUCCAGACAGUAGAAUUAUGGAUGUGCUUCAGAUGAGUGUUGAUGGACUAGAACAUGAGGAGAAGGAAAUAUUUCUGCACAUUGCUUGUUUUUUUAAAGGGGAGAGGGAAGAUUAUGUAAAGAGAAUUCUAGAUGCAUGUGGAUUAUACCCUCACAUAGGACUUCAAAGAGUCAUUGAGAAGUCACUCAUUACCAUUAAAAACCAAGAGAUUCAUAUGCAUGAUAUGUUACAAGAACUUGGGAAGAAAAUUGUUCGGCACAGGUAUCUAGACGAUCCAGGAUUGUGGAGUAGAGUAUGGCGAUGCAAUGAUUUCUAUCAUGUCUUGGAGACAAAAACGGGAACAAACAAUAAUGUUAAAGCUAUAGUUCUGGAUCAAAAGGAAAAUUUCUCCAAAUGCAGGGCUGAAGGAUUUUCAAAUAUGAGCAACCUUGUACUUCUCAUGUUGUAUCAUAACAACUUUUCAGGAAAUUUGGAUUUUCUUUCCAACAAUCUGCGAUAUCUUUUGUGGCAUGGAUACCCUUUUACUUCUUUGCCGCCAAAUUUUGAGCCAGAUUAUCUUGUGGAAUUGAAUAUGCCUGAUAGUAGCAUUCAACGACUGUGGGAAGGCCGGAAGGAACUACCUAAUUUGAAAAGGAUGGAUUUGAGCAACUCCAAGUAUCUUAUAGAGAGUCCAAAGUUUUUUUGGACCCCAAAACUGGAGCGGUUAGAUUUUACAGGUUGCACAAACUUAAUACAGGUCCAUCCAUCAAUUGGACAUCUGACAGAACUUGUUUUCUUAUGUUUGCAAAACUGCAGCAGUUUGGUUGACCUUGAUUUUGGUAGUGUAUCAAGAUUAAGUUCUUUGAGAGUUCUACGCCUUUCUGGCUGUACAAAACUUGAAAAGACCCCCGAUUUUACCGGGACAUCAAAUCUUGAGUACCUUGAUAUGGAUGAAUGUACAACUUUAUCCAAAGUUCAUGAAUCCAUUGGGGAUUUGACAAAGCUUAAAUUCUUGAGUUUGAGAAACUGCCCAAAUCUGGUUGAAAUGCCCGAUAGCAUCAAUAAGAUGACAUCCCUUGUAACUCAAGAUUUUUGCGGUUGCUCGAGUCUUACAAUUUUACCCUUGAAAUGGACUCGUUAUGAUCAUUUGAGAUCUUUGACUUUCUUAGAUUUAAGCUUUUGCAAUCUUCAUGAACUGCCAAAUACUAUUACCGCGUUAAAGAUGUUAGAAAGACUAAAUCUGCAAGGAAACAAAUUCCGUUCACUACCUGAUGUUUUCUCCUGUCAUCGCAACCUAGCAUAUGUAAACUUAUCUCAUUGCCAUGAGCUUGAAACUAUUGAACUCGUACCAUCAUAUAGUGCUUCACGACGAGGAAGAUAUUGUAACAUAGCAGUGGGAUCUCGUGAUCAUAGGUCAGGAUUAUAUAUAUUUGACUGCCCUAAGCUCAUGAUGAAACCCAAAAACAAACCCAUAGCAUAUAUAUGUUCACAAAGAAUACUUCAGAGUUCCCAUCACUUUCGGGGUGGCUUUGACAUUGUCUUUCCUUCGGAUUGGGAAAACAUUGAUUUUCCGUCAAGUUGUAGUAUUCCAAAAUGGUUCAAUCACCAAUUUGAUAGUGAUUCAAUAGUAAGGAUAAUAGAUUUUGACGAGUUUGACAAGAAGUUUGGCUUUGCCUUCUGUGUGGCAUUUGAGGUAAACAACUGUCGUGCGAAUUCUAGUUUGUCACAGGAUUCAUUUUCCUCAGCACUCCCACAUCCUUUUUAUCUUUCUUUUGAAAGUGAAUACACAGAGGAACGCUUUGAUAUGCCGCUCAGUUUGGAACUGCACAAAAUUGAUGGCUCCAAACAUCUUUGGCUAAUCUAUAUCUCUCAAGAGCACUGCCAUUUUUUAAAAACUGGAGCACAUAUCACAUUUAAAGCCUGCCCAGGUUUGUUAAUAAAGAAAUGGGGAUUGCGUUUGGUAAUCAAGGAUAUAGAGUUAUCAUAUCCUCUCCCUUUGAAAUGCUCAUCGGACACCGAUGUGCCCCAACUUUUCUUCGAAUAUGUACAAAAAACCAGCAUGAGGUCUGGAACUAAAAUCCAACUUCCUUACAAUUGGUUGGUUACUGAAGAUGAAGAAGUUCAGAAUUCUGGAGCCAAGUCAAAAGAAACCAAUCUUUCUAAUCUCGGCCUUUAGAUAUGCCAACCACAGCCAAAACACACAACAAGUUCUGUGAGCCUUGAGGUAAUUAUCUUACCUAAGCAGUGACCUAUUGUUAAGUUAUAAUUCAUUAUCAUUGCUAAUUAAUAAUUAAUUUUAUAACUAAUAAUCUUUAUUAUUAGUAUAUCACAUCCAUCUCUUGCAUUACAAGUUUAUCCAAUAAUUUCUCAUUAUUUAAUAUGUUGUGACAUCAUCGGUACUGUUAUUCUAUGUUUGUGGAGGAUGAAUGUUUGUUAUCCGUUGCAAUUCGGAAAUUUCUUCAACUCUGCAAGUCUCAUAUUGGACAAAUUCAGAAUGUGAUGGUAUAAGUUUCUGAUUAGACCUUUACGCGAAAUUUGUAGACAAUUAUUAUUUUACGAGGCAGAUUUGUAGAGUUGAUUUCCACUUUCAUCACGGUCCGCCGCUAAUCGUGUAAUUGUGGCAUAACUUGUCUUCAUUGCUGAUUGUAACACCUUUGCUGUUGGGUUUUAUAGAGAUGUUUUAGUUCAAACUUUAAUUAUAAUACUUAUAGAAUUUAAGAAUUGUCUUUAAAAUAUUGAUACCAA
Molecule: messenger RNA, 4456 nt
Organism: Vicia villosa (hairy vetch)
Lineage: Eukaryota; Viridiplantae; Streptophyta; Magnoliopsida; Fabales; Fabaceae
Product: disease resistance protein LAZ5-like
Exons: 6
Coding region: 360-3887 (1175 amino acids)
Biological process (GO): signal transduction; defense response
Molecular function (GO): ATP hydrolysis activity; ADP binding; protein binding
Source: RefSeq, a predicted model, not a curated record